Molecule: messenger RNA, 2061 nt
Organism: Tilletiopsis washingtonensis
Lineage: Eukaryota; Fungi; Basidiomycota; Exobasidiomycetes; Entylomatales
Exons: 1
Coding region: 326-1882 (518 amino acids)
Source: RefSeq, a predicted model, not a curated record
AAAAGGCGCGGGCAGAGGAGGAGCGCGAUGACACGCUCUGCGGCACGCCGCUCUAUCUCAGUCCGUGAGUGUCUUUGUCGCCCAGGGCUGACCUCGCUAACCCUCUUGGCAGCGAGACGACGACGCAACGGCGAACAGGUCCACACGUGGACAUCUGGGCACUUGGCUGUCUGGCCGUCCUGCUGCUCACCGGAGAGGCGCCCUUCGACGCACCUGCUCCAGGCGAAGGCGGCGACACGGACCAGGCGCGCGUGAUGCGCGUCCUGGAGCGCAUCGCGCUUGGCGACUGGGAGAGCGUGCGCGCACGCUUGAAGGUCUCUCGGCCAUGCGAGGACCUGCUGCAGCGCAUGCUGUGCUUUGUGAGUUGGUGGCUCGAGCAGACGCGCACUCACCGGUGCUGAAACCUUCUGUACAGGAGCACGAGAAGCGCAUCGAUGCGCCUGGCAUGCUGCGUCACGCCUUCCUGGCGCCUCUCUCCCCACACACUGCCCCGGCGGAUGGCAGCCGCAGGUCACGACAGAGCGCACAGCCCAGUCCUGAAAGCGCGACAGACGACGAUGGCGAUGCGGCUGCCCAGCGCGUGCCACGCAAAGUAGCAGGCGCUCAGCCAGUCGCCCAACGAGCGGCACGACUCAGCGCGCCGCCAUCAACGGUGGCGAUGCCUGUCUCCAAGCCACGGGCUAGCCAAGAAGGUCGCCGGGUCCCGAGCACAGCCAGUCUCUCGGCCUGGGCACAGCUCCGUGCUAGGUCUAGCUCUGCGAAUCUCGAAGCGGGCGCGGCUAGCCGCACGCCAAAGUCAAGCACGCGCACACGCUCCGCCUCUCGCUCUGGCUCAGCGGCACCAUUAAGCCGAGGUGUCUCGCUGCGCGCUGCGCUACAGAGCAUGAGUCUGACGCCGGAGAGUGCACUUGACUCUGGGCGAGCAUCAGGCCCUGGACGCCUGCUCGGGCAACGCACGCCCUUCGGCAUCAUCCGGCCACCGAACGUGCCGAUGGAGGCCGAGCAGCUGGACGAUGAGGCUGAGGACAGCGGCGAAGACGCAUCGUAUGUGCCCCGACAAGCUGCACGGCCUCACGAGCAGUCUGCAAAGCACCACGUCCCAGCAACUUCGCCUGGUCCAAGCCACGCCUCCGCACCCUGGGAGCCCGGGCCCUGGGCAGGCGGGCUCGGUGCCCGCGGCCUCGUUCCGACGCGGCAGCGCACGCGAAUGGGCCGGCUGGAAACGCGCAGCGACGGUGCCGUGCUCGCCACUGUCGGCGUCGGUGGUGCGGAGAGCAAGGAGGUGCACAUGCUCAUUGCGCCGGACGGCGCUCGAGUCCGCGUCGAAGUAUUCGCCGACGACACCGUCGGCGCAGCAGCCUCGACACUCGACGUGACACGAGAAGACAUUCCUGAACCUCUGCGGCCGAUCUACCUGCACGCCUCGCGCUGGCUGAGCCGACUCCGCGCACGCACACCGCUGGCCGCCUUCGUGGUGCACGACGCAGAGCUCGGCGCCGCGACCUGCACGGUGAUGGCGAACGUGCCUCAGCCAGAUUACGUGCUGCGCUGGAGCCUGAGCAAGCGCGAGGGCAGCAAAACGACGCAGGCGUCUGAGGCCUGCGCUGGCGAGCUCGUGGUGUCGAUCAGCGAAGGCAGCCGCAAGGCACGAGUCUGGCGCCGCUGCGUCGUUCAGCCUCGCACAGCAGGCGCCGACGAGGCCGCCUGGGCACGGACGACGUUGCGGCUCAGCCGACCGUCCGGCCAUACUGCACCUCUCGCCUUCGACGCCCACUCGCCCGUCGCGCGCGGACUCGCCAACCUCGAGCGUGCUGCCCUCGUCCUCGCGCUCGACUGCGCGCCCGCAGCACGCAGCAUCGCCCUCGAGGCGCUGGCUCUCUGAUCCCGUCUCGUUAAUGCUAUGCCAUUGGCGCGCCGGGCGCCUAUGCCUCAGCGUCUUCGACACGUGCGCGCUUGUCGCUGGAUGCGUCUGGCGUGGCGUCGAUCGGCAGCUCCUCGGCCUUGCGCUUGCCAGCCGAGCUCUCCGCAGCGCCCUCUGCCGCCGGCGCGAUCGACGCAGCU